Molecule: messenger RNA, 315 nt
Organism: Ostertagia ostertagi
Lineage: Eukaryota; Metazoa; Nematoda; Chromadorea; Rhabditida; Trichostrongylidae
Source: the annotation of a GenBank genome assembly
AUGACAACAGCUGGCCGAGAGGACUGCGCCACAGCUGGUCGCGCCAGCGCCUUGUGUUGCAAAAACUUGGCCAUAACCAUUCUGACGUCGGAACGAUGUUAUGAUGAAGUCUGUGAUCGUGAGCUGGAGGCGUCUUCUUCGUCUGCUCCAGUGCCCACGGUCUCUUUAGCCAAUCGAGUCGAAAUGCCUCUGCUAGGAUUAGUCGCUUUGUAUUUUCGAUCUGCUGACGUCUUCAUGAUGCAGACUCUGCACGUGAACGAGCGAACGCCGGCGCUAAAAUGCAGAUGGUCUGAUGGAAUGUGGGCACGGAGAUAG